Acromyrmex echinatior (Panamanian leafcutter ant) is the source of this 1208-nucleotide messenger RNA. RefSeq lists its product as uncharacterized. The record is from RefSeq and is a predicted model, not a curated record. Lineage: Eukaryota; Metazoa; Arthropoda; Insecta; Hymenoptera; Formicidae.
AUGUGAAGAGGAAGAAAGUAAUUAAUCGAGAACGCGGAAAAAAGGCGCGGAAAAAAGGCAUAGUAACUGAGCUGGGUACAUUUAUGGGGACAUGUUUUAGUGGAUAGUAUUCAUUAGGGAAGUCCAUCGCGCGUCAUCGAGGUGUCGUAAAAAAAAGUUUAUAAGAAAAAAAAGGUCUGCCGAUCUACGCUCGUGGGAAGCCGCCGUUAAGUAUUUAUCUUUUCCCAGACUUUAACGGACAGAGUAGUGCAAGAGGACCGAUUUGAAAGGUUCUCUGUGAAAACAAUCGUGCAAUGUAAUAAAUACACGGCCUAUGAGACGACAGUCGUUUGCCUUCAGCAUAGAGACAGAUUUCGGAGAAGGACGUGCGUUUCUUUUUUUUUCUCUUUUUUGUUCUGCUCAUGAAAGAUGAUCGAUGUGUAAUAUGGUCCGGUCGUCGAAGAGUCUCAAGAGGACGGGAACGAUGUUGACGCACGGAGAUAAUGUGAUGAUUGGUUCGUCGCCGUAUUAUUUUCGCCACCCUAGAGAAUCGGCAAAAGCGCAGGACGAUCGCGUAAUGUCGGAACAAAACGCGGACGACAAGCCUUCGGUAAUUUUAACAAUUGCGUCAUCCAAGGGAAGAUGCAAAUACUGCAUUUACAGUAUUAUUGGGAUACUGUUGGUCUUGUUGUGCAUCAUGAUCAGUGGAAUGCUGUUCCCAUAUCCUCUGCGUGCUUCAUGUAUUAUUAAAUGGAAGUUUGACGAUCCGUGCGCGCAUGUGAUGCAAAAGUUCCGACGCCAGAUAACGAAUUGGUCUUCUUGGAACACUUGUCAACAGCGUGACGGCACUUGUCAGUAUACGCUCAAGCUACCUGUGGAGAGUAACAUAAUUAGAGCGACGCACAGGACAUCGAAGUCGCUCGAGAGGAUCGAGAUCAUCUUCGAGGAGAUAAACAAUACGUGUUUCGCUAAAGCUGAAUCUGUUUCAAGCAAUUGGUUCAUAAUAUUCGAUUACGGGAGAAAUUAUUGCAAUCUGCACAACUUGGUAGUGGGAGCUGAUCUCGACAGACACGCGAAAUUUCAGGAGCUAACCAAUGAUGCUACGUGCACGCAAUUCAAUAUGGCAGUCUGUUGAUGAAACAAGACACACCGAUUUCUUGUGGUUUUUCAAAACUUACAUGUGUAAAUUUAUUUCAAAAUUUAUGUAUGAAUUAUAUAUUAUAUUGUUA